Molecule: messenger RNA, 1791 nt
Organism: Brassica oleracea var. oleracea
Lineage: Eukaryota; Viridiplantae; Streptophyta; Magnoliopsida; Brassicales; Brassicaceae
Product: WD-40 repeat-containing protein MSI4-like
Exons: 14
Coding region: 27-1484 (485 amino acids)
Biological process (GO): regulation of gene expression
Cellular component (GO): nucleus
Molecular function (GO): histone binding
Source: RefSeq, a predicted model, not a curated record
UUAACAAAAAAAAAAGGAGGAAGAAAAUGGAGAGUGAAGUAGCAGCGAAGGCGAGAAGAGAAGCAGAGACUCCGGCGACGUACAUUGGACUGAAGACGAGAGCUCAGAGAGCUAAACUUAGCAACGGGUCUGUGUCAGCAUCUUCCCACCAGCCGAGAAGCACCGAGAAGAAGAAGAAGAAGAGUCACAAACCCACUGUUGACAACAAGUACUCUCAGUGGAAGACUCUUGUUCCCAUUCUCUAUGACUCACUCUCCAACCAGAGCCUCGUCUGGCCUUGUCUCUCUUGCAGAUGGGGACCACAGUUUGGGCAAGCAUUGGCUAAGAAUCAGCAGCGUCUGUACCUCACUGAACAAACUGAUGGCAGUGUGCCUAAUACCUUGGUCGUAGCUAAUUGCGAAGCUGUUAAGAAGCAGCUUAAUGGAGAAGCAUGCUUUCCAUUUGUGAAGAAGUACAAGACAAUCAUCCACCCUGGAGAGGUCAACAGAAUCAGGGAACUGCCACAAAAUAGUAAGAUUGUAGCUACUCACACCGACAGUCCUGAUGUUCUCAUUUGGGACACUGAGACUCAACCAGACCGGCAUGCUGUACUUGGAGCUCCACAUUCUCGUCCUGAUUUGAUACUAACUGGACACCAGGGUAAUGCUGAAUUUGCUCUUGCGAUGUUCCCAACCGAACCUUUUGUUCUUUCUGGAGGCAAGGACAAGUCGGUUGUUUUGUGGAGUAUCCAAGAUCACAUCACAACAGCUGGUACAGAUUCCAAAUCCCCUGGAUCUAGCAUCAAACAGACUGGUGGUCGUUCCGUUGGCCCUCGAGGUGUAUAUCAUGGCCACGAGGAUACAGUUGAAGACGUCGCAUUCUGUCCAUCUAGUGCACAGGAGUUCUGCAGUGUUGGUGAUGACUCUUGUCUUAUACUAUGGGAUGCGCGAACCGGCACAGGUCCUGCCAUGAAGGUUGAGAAGGCACAUGAUGCUGAUCUUCACUGUGUCGAUUGGAAUCCUCAUGACAACAAUCUGAUCCUGACAGGGUCAGCAGAUAACACUGUCCGUUUGUUCGACUGCCGAAACCUGACCUCAAAUGGAGUUGGCUCUCCUAUCUACAAAUUUGAAGGCCACAAUGCUUCUGUUCUUUCUGUUCAGUGGUCUCCUGAUAAGUCAUCUGUUUUUGGGAGUGCUGCAGAAGAUGGUCUCUUGAACAUAUGGGAUUAUGACAAGGUCGGCAAGAAGUCUGCGCGUGCACCCAAAAGCCCUCCUGGGCUUCUCUUCCAGCAUGCUGGUCACAGGGACAACAUGGUCGACUUCCACUGGAACGUAUUGGAACCUUGGACUAUUGUCAGUGUUUCUGGUAACUGUGAGAGUAACGGUGGGGGUGGUACACUGCAGAUAUGGCGGAUGAGUGAGUUGAUUUACAGACCGGAAGAUGAAGUACUGGCAGAGCUAGAGGACUUCAAGUCACAGGUUUUCUCAUGUGCCUCCAGGCCUUGAGGAAGCUAUCCUCCCGUGACUAAUUAGUACGUUGCUGUUGUUCAGGAGGUGUCGUUAGUUUUUUGCAGAUGAAAAUCUGUUUUACGUAUGUGGUUUAAGUAAUAAUUUUACGGAGGAGUUACUUGGUAUAUGUAGGCCAGUAAUUCAAAAUAUUGGUAGGCUUAGGACUCUUGAUCCUAAAUCGUGUAGGGUUCUUGAUCUUGUUUCUUCAGGUUAAUUGUAGGCACACCACUUACUAUUAUGGUCAACCAUUGUUGUGAAUCCCCAAACUUAACCAACAGAUUGAAAUCUAUAAUUUAAGUACUUG